CUUUAUUUAUUGUGAUGAUUUAAUCAUUCAUCAUAAUUUUUUAAAAUUAAUUGCAGUACAGUGCACCGGGCUUUUUAAUAUGGGUAUUAAAGAGGCGAAUAUUUAUCUGGAUAAUCAAUUUAAUACGUACUAUGCAGGUCAAACGGUUAAUGGAAGAAUUGAAUAUGUUUUUGAUAGUCCAAAAAAAGUUCGAGGCAUCCAUGUCAAAAUCAAAGGUGAAGCUCACACAGAGUGGUGUGAAAGUAAACAGGAAGAAAAUUCACAGGGAAAAACUGAAUCAACCGAUACUAUGCAUACUGGUAAUGAAGAGUACUUUCAAGUCUCUUAUUACCUCCUUGGAAGCAAUACAGGCAAUGAGAUAGAAAUUCCACCUGGGAAGCAGGUAUACAACUUUACCUGCACAUUACCACCGGUUCUGCCUUCGUCAUUUGAAGGAGAAUUUGGUUAUGUUAGAUACACAGUAAAAGUUACUUUGGAUCGCCCAUGGAAAUUUGAUCAAGAAACUAAAAUGGCAUUUACUGUCAUAAAUGCAUUAGAUCUGAAUCUAAACCCAUCCUACAGGGAACCGAUUCACAUCCAGUUAGAAAAGACAUUUUGUUGUUUCUGUUGUGCCUCACCACCAAUGUCUGUGGACGUGCGAGCUCCUGUGUCAGGUUACUGCCCCGGUCAGACCAUACCAAUAACUGUGGACAUUGAGAACAAAAGCAAUGUGCAGUUGCAUCUUGUCAAGAUUUUUCUGCGUAAGGUAGUUACCUAUCGAGCUACAUCACCAUCGACUGUAACGAAGAAAUCUAAAGCUGUGAUUCUAACAGUCCAAGAAGGUCCAGCACCUGCAAGCACUACAAAACAUUGGAACUUGACAUUGGAAAUACCCCCUAUUCCUCCAUCGAAUCUCGUCAACUGCAAUAUCAUUGAUUUGGAUUAUGAUCUGAAGGUGGAGUGCGUGGUGUCUGGUAUGCAUAUGAACAUGAAAGGCAAGCGGUACGUGACCAUCGGCACGGUGCCGCUCGUGGGGCUACCGGGCGCGGGGCCAGCGUCCGCGGGGCCAAUGUCCACGGGGCCAGCGUCCACACAAGGCGGGGACUCGCCCGCCGUGCUGCCCGUCACGCCGGGAUAUCCGCAACCUUCCGCACCGUCCGCCCCCAACGGUGAGGGCGCUCCGGGAGGAUGGGUGAUGCCGGGCGCGGCCCCGGCGCAGCCCCCGCACCAGUCUCUGUAUCCCACGCUAUCCGAGCCAGUGUACAAGGCUUCGCCUUAUAUCCCGAAAACGAUUCAGGACAGAAACGACUCGAACCACACCAAUAUAAGCGGGACAAACUUCUCUCCAUACUACCCUACGUAUGCAGCGGUCCAACCGCCACCUCUACCUCAAUGAAACACUAAACUGAAUGCAUUCUCAACUACUUUCUGAGCUUUUUGGCAUUUAUAACCAACUAAUUGUAUACAUGUACUAGAUCUUUUCGUAUUAGUAGUAUUAAGAUCUUAUAUCCAUAUUUAUAGAUUUUAUCUUAAAAAAAGACGUAGUGUGUUUAUGUUACUUUGAAGGGAGUAUGAAUUAAAUGAAUUUAUAAAUGUAAAUAUAAUUUUGACAUUACACAUGCAAAGCAAGCAAGCAAAAUGUUAUUUAUGCAUCAAAUCACACAUGUGAGCUGGCAAAAUUAUAUUAUCAGAUUUUUUGCCGUUAUUAUAAUGAAUCUCGCAGUUAUAUUUCCAAAUAGAGUAUUUGACAGUAUUAAAAAUAAAGUUCUUAUUAUUGGCAUCUAUAUUUAGGAUGAAUAUUGGCAGCGGUUUAUACUAUU
Molecule: messenger RNA, 1799 nt
Organism: Chilo suppressalis (striped riceborer)
Lineage: Eukaryota; Metazoa; Arthropoda; Insecta; Lepidoptera; Crambidae
Source: the annotation of a GenBank genome assembly